AAAAUCCUGAUGAGCCGGAUGAAGAAUACGAGUCUAUUGCUGGGCCCACACUUGUCCAACCAACAAUCUUUGCAACAUUUAAUAAAAUUAUUAAAAAAACUAAUAAAGAAAAGCAAAAGGAAGUUGGUGAAGAAGAAGCAGAAUAUAAUAAAGGAAAGCAAAAGGAAGUUGGCGAAGAAGAAGCAGAAAUUGAUAAAGGAAAGCAGAAGAAAGUUGGUGAAGAAGAAGCUGUAAUUGAUAAAGGAAAGCAGAAGGAAGUUGGCGAAGAAGGAGCUGAAGUUAAUAAAGGAAAGCAGAAGGAAGUUGGUGAAGAAGGAGCCGAAGUUGAUAACGGAAAGCAGAAGGAAGUUGGCGAAGAAGGAGCCGAAGUUGAUAAAGAAAAGCAAAUAGAAAUUGACGAAGAAGAAGCUGAUAUUAAUAAAGAAAAGCAGAAGGAAGUUGGUGAAGAAGGAGCCGAAGUUGAUAACGGAAAGCAAAAGGAAGUUGGUGAAGAAGGAGCCGAAGUUGAUAAAGAGAAGCAAAUGGAAGUUGACGAAGAAGGAGCCAAUAUUGAUAAAGAAAAGCAGAAGGAAGUUGGCAAAGAAGAAGACGAAGUUGGUAAAGAAAAGCAGAAGGAAGUUAGCAAAGAAGGAGCCGAAGUUGAUAACAGAAAGCAGAAAGAAGUUGGCGAAGAAGGAGCCGAAGUUGAUAAAGAAAAGCAAAUGGAAGUUGACGAAGAAGGGGCCGAUAUUGAUAAAGGAAAGCAGAAGGAAAUUGUUG
Racocetra fulgida is the source of this 759-nucleotide messenger RNA. Lineage: Eukaryota; Fungi; Glomeromycota; Glomeromycetes; Diversisporales; Gigasporaceae. The record is from the annotation of a GenBank genome assembly.